UUUACAGAACGCAGCGAAAAUUUGCAAUCGCUUAUCAAAAUAUUAGUGCUCAGCUGCGAUCUGUUUAUCCAAUAUCCAUUAAAUGUCUUAAAUGUAGUCGCAAUUAAGAUAUUAUAUCUUCUUUAAAAUGGAGGAUGAAAUAAACGAGUGUAUAAGGAAAAAAGUUCAAUGGAAUCAAUUACCAGGAAACGUGAAAAAGUUGCUGAAUGAUGCACCAAAGGAGUAUGAAAGAUAUAUAUUUGAUUUCAGUAUUAAAAAUCAAUUGAGAUUCAGGGGGAGCUUGGUGAGAUCAGUGCGCAAAGAUGAGAGGAAAUAUUAUGAGAUGCUGGUGCAGAGUAGCAUACAGAGGCUCAUGCUUUACCCAUAUCACUUAGCUGAUAUGAUAGUUAAAGGCCUUAGGAUAACCCCUUUUAUUUACUACAUAGAAGUUGUGGCAUUACUCAUAGAAUCGGAAAAGAGCUAUGACACAAUGCCAAAUUUCACAGCUGCCGAUUGUCUUCGGCUCUUAGGAAUAGGCCGUAAUGAGUAUCUGGAGCUUGUAGCGAAAGCAAGGUCACUGGGUCGUAGGGGCAGGUCUAAAGCAAUUCGGAGCCUUUUGCCCAGAGUGCCCCUCAAUGUGCCCAUGCAACCGUGGUGGAGGGUUGAAUUGGGAUAUGUACUGGAGGAGGAUGUAAAACCUCUGAAUGACGACGAAAAGGCGCUAAUUGAUUUACUCAUCGACCGCGGCUCGCAAACCGCCGGCACCCUUGAUUAUAAUGUUGUCAAGAGUCUAUACAGACGUGGUUUAAUCUACUUGGACGUACCCAUAACGGGAGCUGAUAAAGUCUCGGUGCCACCUCUGAAGGGCUUCGUCAUGAAUAGAAUCGCUGGUGACUACUUCGAGACGCUGCUCUACAAAGUGUUUGUGUCCAUAGACGAGCACACUAGUGUCGCUGAGUUGGCUGGAGUUUUACAGGUAGGAAAUAUAACUAUUAUUAAUCCUGUACUUCCACAAGAAAAUCCGAUUUUAAUAAAAAAAAACAAUAUAGUUGCCAGUCUCUAUCUACCACAUCACGCGUCCUGGGCGCACGCGCUCACCACGCACGCGCACCAGCCGUACAGGCAAAUAGCACCUCUGACGUUUGACCCCAGAUUGGAAGAAGAUGCUUUACAAAUGGAGCCUGUAUUGCUCACUGACAUGCCCUCUACUUCUAAACAAGUGGAGAACUUCGAAAGUAACCCAAAUAAUAGUGGACAAAGAGUCGCAGUGUUAUUUGAUUCCACCUUAGCUGCGUAUCUUAUGAUGGGAAAUUUAUCACCGGAUCUCAAAAGCCAUGCGGUGACAUUAUUCGAGGUUGGCAAGUUGUGUGAUGAAAGCCUCGAUAGUCUUCUAAUGGAGUUGGAUAAGGUUGCCGCAGAUCCAGAGAUCGAAGGAGAAGCUAGAAGGUAUUUAGCAGCGGCCGCCUGUUUACGGAUAGCGCUUCGAACGCUGCGACCUAAAUUGCGUCCGUUAGACCUGUUGCGGUGUGAAGCUCUGCACGCGCUGGAUGCGCCCGCACGGACGAGGCUGCUUGCUACGAAGUAUAGGCUGGCGAUAUCAACGGCGCCGCUGAGCCGCGAGGCGCGCGCGGGCGCGGCGGCGGCGGUGCUGGCGCACGUGGGGCCCGCGCCGCCCGAGGCCGGCUCGCCGUGGAUGCGCCUCUACCUGUACCACGUGGCCGGCUACGGGCCGCCCACGCUGCUGCUCACCAAGGGCACGGUACUGCGCGGCGUGCCGCGCUGCCUGCUGGGCUUCUCGCGGCUGGCGGUGUCGUGGUGGACGGCGGAGUCGGAGGCCCCGGCGCUGCCCGCGGCCGCCGCGCUGGCCGCCGCCAACAGCGCGCUGCGGCGGGGCCCCGUGCUGCUGCAGGCGGCGGGCGUGCGGGCCCCGCCGCACGUGCACCACCUGCCCUUCCCGCCCGCUGCUAUGGACGACAGCGACGACACGCAAUGCCUAUGGCGCAAGCACGGCGGGCUGCGGCGGCUGCUGCGGCGGCUGCGGCUCACGCGCUCUGCGGGCUACGUCGCGAUGGCCGACAUCGGCGUGCCCGACCUGGGCUGUGCGAGGCCGCCGGCCGCCGUGCAACUUGUCCAACCGAGGAAGAAGAAAGAGAUCUGCGGUAUCGCGAAACCCGUCAGUGAAAUAUCACUAUCGUCCAGCGAGUCCGUUGAAAAAACCACAGAGUACACGAAGAGCAUAAACAGUAGACUGCAGUCGCCCAUAGAGUCGCACUUCGCUGUCACCCCGACCACAGACAGCAAAGCGAACUCACCAGCCAACGGUUUCACAAGCGCUGAGAGCGGGAAAUUGCUCUGCGAAGAACUAGAUAGUUUGAACAUAGACACGCACAGGAGCAAAGAAUCCAUAGUCGAUGAAGAUUUCGUCCCCAUACAUUCCACAUCAACCAGUAUUGAAGACUUGAAACAUUCCAAAAUGUCGAUAGAAUCCAUCAACGACGAUCUCGUUCCAAUACAUUCAACGCCAAGUAUCGAGAAUCUGAAGUUCGACAAGAAGGAAGACAAGUUGGCCGACCAGUUGAGCGACUUGUUGAGCCCCGCGGAGGAGUCGGUGUCGAUGUUCACCCAGUUGAGCAACAAAUUGUCCGAGAUUAGCGGCGAAGGUGAUAGCGGUGUUGAUACGGCUCAUAACUUUUCUGACGACGAAACUUGUAAGCCGGAGAAAUGGACUAUACUGGAUCUCCAGUUUGGCAUUCCGCUAUUCGACGAGGGUCUGUGUGAAAAAGUCUGCCAGAGCAUCGUGGACAGGAUAGCUAAGCCUGAAUUGUUAGACAAAAUAAAAGAAGAUAAUGAAUUUAUACGAGCGGACUUGUUAAAGUUCGUUUCGCAGUGUCAGUAUUACCCAGGAGAGGAUAUGGGUAUAGUGAAACGCGGUACGUUAGUGCCGCUGCCAAGGAAGAACCUAGUGUUUGAAAACGGUAGGAUUAGUGAAUGGAAUGGAAAGUGAUAUAGUAUAUUGUGAAAACACAAAGUUAAUAUACAGAAACACUUAUUUUUGGUGCACCAUGUAUGUUAGAUUGUCCAAUAAAAAUUAGGCUUGUAUUUAUUACCGAUUUGAGGGUAGAUGUAAAAUAUAGUAUAUACAGGCAUUUUUUAUUUGUAAACCGUAAUAUUAUAUUGAUUAACAUUAUACUCACAUAGAGUGUUAUAUAUACGAAUGGAAAUUUUUAAAUUCGUUUCUUUUUUAUUCAUUUAUAUUUAUUUGUUCACUUUAUAAACUAAUGAUAAAUUUUGUGUUUUUGUUAUUAAAAAAAAUACCGAAUGUUAGUCCUCCAUGCAAUAUUAAAGUAUAAGAUGUUAUAAACAGACGUAGGUUAUAUUUUUUGUUUCUUAUUUACACGUAUUUAGAAGUAGUCAAUCAAUGUAUGUAUUAUGUGUGAGCAAAGGAUUUUCAUCGAGUGAAGUAUUCAUCAUCAUUAUUUGAACCAUGUCAUAGUAAAUUUUGAAAUACUUAUUUCUCAAUCUUAAGUUUAAGAAAUAGAAAUGAAUGUUCGGUGGAUACAAUAGCAUGCAGCGUUUUAUAUUUUUAAACAAUGAUUUUCUUUUCGACAAAACAAUAAUUUUGACAAGAUCUCCUUCAAAAUAGGUGUCCAGAGUCAUUCCAAGUUUGUAUAAUUUUUUGUACAUGUUAGAUGUCAGUUGUUUUUACAAAACUACAUAUUUCUUUCCAUUUUUCGGUCUUUAGAUAUUGACCAAUAGUUAAAAGGUACUUUAAUAGAAGGUACAAGUUAACCAUAAAACCAUUUUAUGUGUAUCUACACUAAUAUUAUAAAGAGGAAAACUUUGUUUGUUUGGUUGUAAUGAAUAGGCUCAAAGACUACUGGACGGAUUUUAAAAAUUCUUUCACCAUUCGAAAGCUACAUUAUCCACGAGUAACAUAGACUAUAUAUGUACCACGGGCGAAGCCGGGGCGAACAGCUAGUCUGAUAUAAAGCGAUAAAAGAUAUCUAAUUUUAUUAAAUACAAUUUGUUUCAUAUGGGACUGAGAUGUAUAUCUUGAUCAAAGAAAUAAAAAAAAAAAACUUUUUCCUUUCAUUGCUUAUAUAUGUGAUAUAGAUGCAAUAAGACUAUAGAAAGUUAUAUUAUGUAUAUAUGUUAUCAGAAACGCAAUCUAUUUUGCUUUUAGCUUCGUUAGUGUUAGAGCAGUGGUAAGAAAUGAUAUACUUAUAGAAACUUUUUUAUUUUUUAUUUUAUUAUUACAAACUAAUACAAUGAUAUAUGUUACAAGUAAAUGGAUGGAUAUAUUUAUUAUGAGAUUUUUUGAUUAUAAAGUAAAAUGAGAAAUAAAAACAAUUUAAUUUGAAACAUUAAUUACAUUGCUUUGAUUCACUAUUACUAAAAUAUAUGAACAGAAAUUUGUAGGAAGUUUUUGUAAUUAUUAUUUUAGAACAUUUACUUAUUUAUACCAACAUUUAAAAUUAUUAUUCUAUGCAAUUGCAACAAUAUUAGCUUAUAAAAUCGGGCAAUAUUAAAAUUUUCCACUUGUGUUCUGUAAUUUCUUUGUUUAUUGAAUUAAUUUGUUGGAUUUAAUUUUAAAAUAAGCACAAUAAUAUUUUAACAGGCUACUUCGCUCAUCGGCUUUAAAAUUCGUAAAUAAUUAUAUAAU
Messenger RNA from Zerene cesonia (dogface butterfly), 4642 nucleotides. Its product is annotated as protein FAM91A1. The record is from RefSeq and is a predicted model, not a curated record. NCBI's taxonomy places the organism in Eukaryota, Metazoa, Arthropoda, Insecta, Lepidoptera, Pieridae. The coding region runs from base 128 to 2983 and encodes 951 amino acids. The transcript is spliced from 19 exons.